AUGGGCGCAACUGGCGGCCAGGCGUCUGCGGAGGACACCAGGUUUUCGCUUCGAUCACUGGAACCGUUUGGGCAACCGACGCGUCUGGUCAACAAGAUGCACCCUGCCCUGAAACACAAUCGGCGGUUUUCGGAGGGUUUAUAUGGUGAAAAGCGUAAGCGUCAGCAGGUGCCCGCGGAGACGAAAGUAAAGCGGCUUUACCGGUCACUUUCGCGUGCCACCAGUGCCUGUCUGAGACUCGCCCUGGGCAUGGCGGUUCAAAGCAGCAUCCGUCCAGGCGCGGAGCUUCCUGCAGACGCCGUACAACGACGGAACGGAUAA
Molecule: messenger RNA, 321 nt
Organism: Cyanidioschyzon merolae strain 10D
Lineage: Eukaryota; Rhodophyta; Bangiophyceae; Cyanidiales; Cyanidiaceae
Exons: 1
Coding region: 1-321 (106 amino acids)
Source: RefSeq, a predicted model, not a curated record